Molecule: messenger RNA, 678 nt
Organism: Maudiozyma saulgeensis
Lineage: Eukaryota; Fungi; Ascomycota; Saccharomycetes; Saccharomycetales; Saccharomycetaceae
Source: the annotation of a GenBank genome assembly
AUGAAUUACAGUGCAUUGGUCUUAGAUAUUGAAGGUACAGUAUGUCCGAUAUCCUUCGUUAAGGAUGCUCUAUUCCCCUAUUUUGUGGAAAAAGUUCCAGUAAUAGUACAAAAUAUUGAACAGCAAAGUAAGGUAAUUAGGGAUAUCAUAUCUCAAUUUAAUAUAGAUGAUAAAGAUGCGCUUACGAAACAUAUACUUGAUUUAGUCGCUGCAGAUAUUAAGGAUCCAAUCCUAAAACAAUUACAAGGUUACAUAUGGGCCGAAGGUUAUAGUUCUGGAGAGAUUAAAGCUCCAGUAUAUCCUGAUGCAGUCGCUUUAAUUAGGAGGCAUGAUAAUGUGUAUAUAUACUCUAGUGGUUCCGUUAAAGCUCAAAAAUUAUUGUUUGGUCAUGUGGCUGACUCCGAUGGGAAAUCAAUAAAUAUGAAUGGCGAAAUCAAAGGAUAUUUUGAUAUUAAUACUUCAGGUGCUAAAGUUGAUGCUUCAUCUUAUACAAAUAUCUUAAAAGAUAUUAAGAUGGAAAAGACACCUGAGAAAGUCUUAUUUCUCAGUGAUAAUCCAAAAGAACUUGAUGCCGCCAAGAAAGCUGGUCUAAUUACCGGUCUAGCUAUUAGAGAUGGUAAUGCGCCUGUUCCAAAUAUUGAUGAAUAUAUCAGUUAUAAAGAUUAUUCAACUUUAUAA